GGGCGGCGGCGGCUGAGGUGGAGGCGGAGGGAGGCGGCGGCGGCGAAGGAGGCGGCGGCGGAGGGGGAAAGAUGGCGGCACCCGUCCUGCUGAGAGUGUCGGUGCCGCGGUGGGAGCGGGUGGCCCGGUAUGCCGUGUGCGCCGCCGGGAUCCUGCUCUCCAUCUACGCCUACCACGUGGAGCGGGAGAAGGAGCGGGACCCUGAGCACCGGGCCCUCUGCGACCUGGGGCCCUGGGUGAAGUGCUCCGCCGCCCUUGCCUCCAGAUGGGGUCGAGGAUUUGGUCUUUUGGGUUCCAUUUUUGGAAAGGAUGGUGUAUUAAACCAGCCAAACAGUGUCUUUGGACUUAUAUUUUAUAUUCUUCAGUUAUUACUUGGCAUGACAGCAAGUGCAGUUGCAGCUUUAAUCCUCAUGACAUCCUCCAUCGUGUCUGUGGUAGGCUCUUUGUACCUGGCCUACAUUCUGUACUUUGUGCUGAAGGAGUUUUGCAUCAUCUGCGUGGUCACCUACGUGCUGAACUUCAUUCUUCUUAUCAUCAACUACAAACGACUAGUUUACUUGAAUGAGGCCUGGAAACGGCAGCUGCAGCCCAAGCAGGACUGACCACCUGACAAACUCUUACCUGACAGUCUGAAGUCCCUUUUCCAUUAAGUUUAUUUUGCAGCAUUUUUUUAUUCUUCAAAACAGACAGUUUCCCUAAGAAUCUUAAACUGAUUUUUUGAUAUCUUGUAAAUUACAAGGGUAUUUUCUGUGUCAAUCUUCAUUUUAUGGAUACAAAAAAAAAGCAUAUGACGAACCAAUCAAAGACAAGCUUUAACUUUACUUUGAAGAUGUUUCUGAAAUAAUUAAAUGUAGCCCUAGUCCCCUCCCCUCAAUGGUAAAGUGAACAACCAUUGCUAGUAAUUUUCCAAUGUGUAUGAAUUCAAUUCAGGUAUAACAAUAUGUGAUCAUGACAUGAAAAUAUUUUAGAAUAGAUACUGUAUUAAAUAUUGCCAUGUUUACAAUAUGUAAUAUGUUUUUAGUCGAUGGAUUUAAACAUGUAGUGUCAACUAGAAUCCAUUUAUGUGACAUUUGUAAAUAAAGGUAGAAAUAUUGGAUCCAACUCUACAAAACUUACUGCACAGUUUAAUUGAAGUGUAGCAAUGAAGAAUUGUCAGCUCAGCAAUAACUGAAGAAAUAGUGAAAGUAUUAGGUGCACACAGAGAGCAUCUUGUGAAAAGUACUGACAGCUGUGGGUCCAGCACUGACAGCCAAAAUAAUACGGUGGUUGAUUCCCUUUCAUGUCCUUCCUCUGAAAGGAAGAAACUGUUUGGAUAUUCAAACAAACAUCAUUGCUAACCUUACAGACGGAGUCACGUGACCAAACCGUCAAGCCCAAGGCUUCAGGACACCAGGGAUGGGAAAAUGGGUCAAUGUCUCUGGAGAAAAGCUGGAAAUACUCAUAUGGCAUUUUAAGGUAGUCUCUUAGAACAGUUGAAUUUUUACACAGACAUUUGUCCUUAACAUUGGUGCCAACCAAACAGUAUUAUGGCUCUGAAAUAAUCAGUAUAACCCAGUCGCUCCUGAGUACGAUUGCUCUUGGGUAGUGUUUUCCGUUUCUUUCUGCACUAAUUAGAUGUCUAGUUUAAUUGUUUUAGAGUCAAAUACUGGAUUUGUAAACUUUAGGGCUGACACGCUCACUGCUCAAUUUGCUUAACUGGGAGGCGUACUCCAGUAGAAAUAUCUGAAGGUGAAAUGCAGCAAUGUCAUUACUCUUUCUGAUAACUCCACAAAUGCAGGCUUUUUAAGUGAUUUGAAUACAUCCAGCUAAAAUUGUGACAGUGUUUCUAUGGUUAACACCUUAUGUCAAAAUGUUAAAAGUGCCUUCUGUCUUAAAUCUCAAACCAAAUAUUGUGUUGAACUUGGGCAGAAGUGUCCUUCCUCCCUCCCUCCCUUCCUCCCUACACAGCCUGCAUUCUAUAGAAAAGUUCUCUAUGAUCGUUUUAUUCCUUAGAUUGAGAAGUAGUAGCAAUGUUUUGCUUCCAAUUAGAUUAACCAUUAUGUUAAAAAUAGACCCGUAAAUUGAAUGCUUUGUUCACCUUCCUUUUGAAGGGAGGGGUCAGGCUCUGCUCUGUAAACGUAUGUGUGUAGUCAGCUGCAAUUUCCAACUACUGUCAUAAUUGAUGCAGGGUAUUCUCCUGGCCUAGAGCAGGUAUAAAAUUUGAAUUGUAAUGACCUAUUAAGGAGUUUAGAUCAGUUUGGUAAAAGAUAGCUUAAUUCAGAUUUCAUCCAGACUGAUGUUUUCCCAUAAAUGUGAAUAUUUCAAUGCCUACUUUAUUAUGUGUGUAUUGUUCUUAUUUCUAUAAAGAACUGUAGAAAGCAUUGAUUAGUAGAUGUCUCGUGUUUAUGAACAAGUCCUAAUAUUGAAGUUGAACUGUACAAUGAAGUCAUGUGUUAAAAGUGCUUCAGUUCUACCAAGCCGUUUACUGCUUCUCUUUUCCCGCUAGCGUGGAAGGCUAACGGUUGAGACUUCUGUGGUAUAUAUAACACUGGUUGUGUUAAAAGGUCCUUGUGUCCCAAUUUAAAAUGGUUUUUCCUGAUAUUUUAGAUCAGUCAGCAGAGUAUAGUUAAAGCUUGUCUUGAUGUUACAUUCUUGUAAAUGUCUACAACUCAAUGAGAAAAUGUACAAAUGUUCACAAAUGUUCAGCCAGACCUUUCAAGUUUUCCUUUGCUUUCCUAAGCCUGGGGGAAAACACCACUGUUUCAGUUGUAUAAAAAAUUUUGCCACAUUCCUCUGACCCAGAAUGAAUGUCCUUUUUCUCAUCUAUCAGUGAGUGCCAGCACUGUGGUGCCAGCACCUCAGUGAGCGGCAGACCCUGCUGGGUGUCACUGGGUGUGUCUGCCCUGGACGAAUCCAGGCUUCUUCUCUGCAUCGUCUGUGCCCCCACAGAACGGGGGAGACGGGACACGUGUUAUAAAUUGUAGGAUUGUUGUCACUGUUUUAGACUGAAUAUUCAAACACUGCAAAAUUACUAGCCACCAGCACUGAAGAGCAGAUUGGGGGGAAACUGAUUUCUGUUUUUGGCAGUAAUUCCAUGCUUCCUGGUUUCUGAAAUGAUUUGUAACAAAUGAAGCCUCUUAUUUACUUGACAGUCACAUCAUUUGAAGAAAUAAGAGUUCUGGUUAGAUGACAAUU
Rhinolophus ferrumequinum (greater horseshoe bat) is the source of this 3174-nucleotide messenger RNA. RefSeq names its product vitamin K epoxide reductase complex subunit 1 like 1 (gene VKORC1L1). The transcript has 3 exons. The coding region runs from base 72 to 602 and encodes 176 amino acids. Gene Ontology annotation, biological process: vitamin K metabolic process; peptidyl-glutamic acid carboxylation. NCBI's taxonomy places the organism in Eukaryota, Metazoa, Chordata, Mammalia, Chiroptera, Rhinolophidae. Gene Ontology annotation, molecular function: vitamin-K-epoxide reductase (warfarin-sensitive) activity. The record is from RefSeq and is a predicted model, not a curated record.